AUGAACGGAGGCCCCAAGGCCCAUCUGUCACCAAGCGCCACUGGGGGCCGAACGGCUAGCCCGAGUGCAUUCGCGAAGCGCUUGAGGCAAAUGCGGCAGAAAAUACGCGAUCGACAAUCUCACAACGCUGGCAAGCACGAUGUUCACACCAAUGAUGUGGAAAUCUUCUCGAAUCAUGUUCAGUCGAACCACCAAGCUGUUCUGAGAAAUAAGGGCAUCCAGAUUGGAGGGCUCGCGCGGGUCAACGGCCAAGAAGACGCGCGCCCCGACGCCAUGCUUCACCGACUGCCCGUUUCUCAAGACUCAGGAAGGUUGAGUGUCAAUGACACUGCUGAAUUCAUUAUUCCCAGAUCCGUACCUGCAGAAGCUCGCCUUAGUUUUAGAUCUUGCCUCCACGACCGUGCUCAAGAGACCCGGCCAGCGCCUGAUGACAGAAGCAUGGACUCCCUAUCCAGCUCCCUCUAUCUCUCCAACAAGGCCCACGCAACGCAUUCGGCUGUCAAACGGACUUCUUCAAAAGCCAAUCUGACAGCAACUCAGCCUCAUCGCAAGCGGGUUCAGGGCUUCGAGUCGUCAUUACAUCCGAAGUCGAAUAACUCUUCCACCACCAAAAGCGCGUCGAUCAUCGACCUCACCUACAGCGACGACGAGGUUCCGAUGCAGAGAACCUCGGCACCUCGAAACGAUGCCCGUACAAGCCAGGUUAAAGAUGGCGCACUCAAGUUAGGACAGGCGGCGCGGGCGUACAAGCCUACUGGUGCUGCGAACGCACUAUUGGCAGCGGACCGCGGAAGCAUUCAGAAAGGAUAUGAAGGAAGCGACAGUGGAGAGAUCUUCACAGGAGGGAACGAAACGGAACAAGACGCUUCAUCGAUCGCGAAUACCCUCCAACGUGAGAGCGCAAGGGAGACGAUUGAUGCCGAGCGUCCCGUCACGAACGAGUCAGCCAAGUACGAAGCGGACGACGAAUGGAUGUCAGAUGUCUGGUGGCAAUCUCCACUCGAGACCUCCCAGCAUCGACGUAAGAGCAAUGGCAGGGAUGGAGCUCCUCGCUACGUUCCCAGUAAAAUCGGCCAAAAAGACGAUCAUCAGGAGCAGGCACUGCAGAUUUCAGACAAGCGCCGCGUAAUGUGCGCGUUGGAUCCGACAGAUGCGACAGAUACCGGUGAGCGACGCCAGCAAAAGAACAGCGAGGCAGGUGUUAAGGGAAGUCAUGCCAGACUUCGAACGGAGUCGAGCAACGAUUACAAUAACCAUGCGGUAGGCACAGAUCAAGGAACCGGAUCGAAUCAAAUACCCGCUGGAAUUCUUGAGACUCAAGACUGCAAGCCGGUGGUCAAUCCCUUCUACGAGUCCGACUCAGAUGAUGGUGCGACGACCAGGCCCAAUGCCCGCGAUCGAGGCGGUCUCACAUUCAUCCACACUCCGCAACGCCCAAGGAUGGAUUUUGGAAGCGCAGUUCCCACAAGCCAAGAUUACGAGGCUAGACUGAAGGAUUUACAGCCGAAAGUUUGCCCGCCAGAAGGUGACCUGUUCGUUUCCAGGAGCCAGGGCCUCAACCAAGAGCCACUUCAUGACUGGCUACAGCAGCCAGAUCCCAUGGUGGUGGAGACCUCAUUCACUUCAAGUACAAGCUCAGGAAGCGCACUGGGUUUUGAGACUCCUCCGUCAUCCAUCACAUCUGACGCUAGUUUUGCAGCGCAUGCGGAUGCAAAGCCCGCCGAUGCGGUCGCCGUCACUUCAACAACAUCCGGGGUGCGGACUCCGACAGGCCAGCCAAGAAGCGAAGCCACUGAUUCUAAGCCGCCCGCCGAGACGCCACAAGGUAGCCCAAAGGGCAGGGGACUCCCCUUGGACAAGUCGCAGAGAGACAAGAUCAAAAUGAUGAUGGAUAAAGGACGGGUAAGAAACAGAGCUCUGACGACAACAAAGCAGCCAGCGCAAAAGACUCAGACUUGGGCACGACCUUCCCAUGGCCUGCUUGAGAAGCUUAUGCAGGGGAAGCGCCCUGGACAACCCGAGGGCACUCACUCCAAGGCUCCGAUCCAUAUCGAGAUCCCUGACGACCCAGAAGAGGAGGAAGACGAUGACGAUGACGAUGAUUACGACACAGCUAGCGAGGGCCUGCCUGCAAUCGACGUGAAGAAAUCCAUAGCAGCUGGCAAGGACGUACUUGAAGCUAAGGUGAAAGUCUUGAAAGAGCGCCAUCCGGGAAGUAAGAACAGCAGCGGCGCAGCAAACACGACAUCAACCGAACCAUCUGCGUUUUCCAGGGCUAUGGCUGUGCUCGGGUCUCCCGAACCACUUGGACGUCCGCAACAUGAAGGUGGUCCCGCCGCUGAGAAAGCCGACAGCAAGUUCGUGCCCCUCAAAAGACCUUCCACCAAAGCUACUUUCGAAGUCCACAGUGGCGCUCGAGCGGCAGCUAGAGACGUAGACGUAGCGACGCGCGGGCCGGUUCUUGUUACAACCAUUAUUGAUGGUAGCGUUCCAAAAGCCGACACGGCGCCCACGAGCGCCCAGUUCAAGCCGUCCGAAGUUGGCUUCGACACAGAGUUGCAAGACCAUGAUCUGGAAGAACACGAUGCGAUCCGCAGAAAGAAGGAGCAUGAAGCCGAGCUGGCGGCAAAGACCGCUGCAGAAAAGGCUGAAGCCGCGAGAAGGGCAAAGCCGGAAGAAAAUCGCAGCAUGCAGGGUACUCUCAAGGCUCAGAUCCAACAGGCUUUGAAACGGGCGGAGGAGAAGCGGCAGCAGGAAGAAGCAAAGAGAGAGGCAGAUGAGGAAAAGAAGAGAGCAGAUGAGGAGAGGAGGAAGCGUGAGGAAGCACGGAAGAAGGCGGAUGAUGAAGAGAAGAGAAUCAAGAGGGAAGCUGAAGAGGUAGCACGGAAGCGUGCUGAGGAUGAAAGAGCCGCCGUUGAGAGGGAGAAGCGUAAAGACGCUGAGGCAGCGGCGAAGAACAGUGAGCUUGCCGCCAAGCUUCGCCUCGUUGCGCAGCGGAAUGCCGAACGACGUGCGGCUGAGACCAUCCAAAUCAAUGCCAACAAGCCAGAAUGUUUAUAUGCUCCAGCUGACAAACAGAACACCGACUCGAAGACUGUCAGUACGCAGUCUCCCAUUACUGCAGGAGUCCAAGCAGCCGCUGGCGCAGUUUCACCUCCUUUUAGCCUCCACGCAAAGUGUGACAGCAGAGCGCCGAGCAACCUCCCAGAUUUCCGUAAGAAGGCUCCGGCCGUCGAACGAGCACUGGACAGCGGGCCCUCGCAAAGCGUAACAAUUUCCUCCGAGAUCAGGGAACCCCCUACGGCGGCUCAGUUAAGGCGCAAGCCAAAGCCGUUGCUCACUCCGAAGCAGAGGCAGCAGUUGGAAGAAGGUAAAGCAAGAGCGAUAGAGGUCGCGAAGAGAUUGGGGCCAGCUAACGGUUCACAAGAGCGAGGUAAAGUCGGAGCGGCACAGAACACUCAAGAGACGCCGAAAAGGAAGCAUAGGAAAAAGGAAGAGGUGGCUGCGAUCGAGCAGGUAAGUCGGCCCAGUACACCACUAGCACAAGACAAUGUAGGAGCACAAGAAGAGGAAGAAGAGCCCCAAGCACACCCCCAGAAGACACUCUCACAGGAAGAUCUCUGGGUUAUUCAUCAUCGCGAUAGUGGAAAGAAGUGGAAAGAAAUCCUAGCACUAUGGAUCGAGAAUGGCGGAAGAAAUCUGACCCAAAAUGCGCUGCAGAUGAGAUAUCGGCGGGCCAGAGAUGUUCCCGGAGAGCCACAUGCGCCACGACAAGGACCUGGUCGGCGUACAGAGACCUUGGCGGAUAUCGCACGAUUGUGGAAGCUACCUGCGACAGAGAGGGCGACAGUCGCUGCCUCCACAGCAGGGCCGGAAACAAUCAGCAAUGGUGCGGCCAGCCGCUGGGACGCUUUCGAUCCCGGAUCUGACCUUCAUGGCUCUGCCGGGCUACCGAAUAAUCCGAACCCUAAUAGCAACAGGCACAGACCAGGCACCAGCACGGUCUCGGAACAACUCGACGAUCUCACUCUGAACCCACGAACCAGCUCCGUAGCAGACCCGACCUCACAGAAUCACGGCACGGUGCCAUGGGCCUUUCCGGCAAACCGUCCAACAACUGGGGGCAAAUCUUACAACGUGGAGGCGUUCAAGGCCUACCUAGCUAGCCUUGAUGCGGACGAAUCCGAUUGUGGCCAGGCUGAUAGGGAGCCAUCCCCCGUCACCGAGGAAGACGCAUACCAUUAUCGCUAUCACGUCAAGCGAAAGACCUGGGCCGAGGACGAGGACGAAGAUGACGCCGAGUGGUUCGUGGUUGACGGCGAGACGUCUUACAGCACCCUUGCGGACGCCGAGAUAGCGGCUGGCCGCGAAGCUUGCCGGCAUCGCCAAGGCAUUGGUCUGCGAGACGUGCGUAGCUGGUCGUUCGAGCUUGACGAAAACGAUCUACCCCAGUACCUCGGGAGCUGUAGAGACGGACACUUCAGGAUCAUGGUUGACCGAAUUUUGUGCAAUGCCAGCUCUGGUCAGCUGCCAGAAUCCAAGGUGGGCUGGAUAUCCAAGAGAGGGUGGGAGAUCAUGCGUCAAACCACGACCAAGACUGUGACGAAAGCCGAGGACGACCUCUUCGAUGAACAGGAGGAGCAAGAGACGACUGAAGUCGAGGUCGUGGACGGGAUAUAUACGGUACUGGACGAGGCGAACAAAGUCGCGAGCAAAAUAGUACUGGCGAUGACGACCACCAAUUCAAGGCGCAUGGACGAUCAUCUGAAGAAGAUUGAGGCUGAAAAAGUGAUGCGGAAGCAUCUGAAGAUGCUAGAGGAUACGGAAGAGGCGUUCUACGACAAGGUUGUGGUUAACGAGUCGGUGGUGGUGGAGAUUUGGGUGGAGGGGCGUGAGAUAAAGGGACCGCGGAAUAUAUGA
Messenger RNA from Coniosporium apollinis CBS 100218, 4920 nucleotides. RefSeq lists its product as uncharacterized. Bases 1 to 4920 code for a protein of 1639 amino acids. Lineage: Eukaryota; Fungi; Ascomycota; Dothideomycetes. The transcript is spliced from 2 exons. The record is from RefSeq and is a predicted model, not a curated record.